Messenger RNA from Micropterus dolomieu (smallmouth bass), 1516 nucleotides. It is a transcript of the gene tesca, whose product is annotated as tescalcin a. Gene Ontology annotation, molecular function: calcium ion binding. The record is from RefSeq and is a predicted model, not a curated record. The transcript is spliced from 8 exons. The coding region runs from base 146 to 808 and encodes 220 amino acids. NCBI's taxonomy places the organism in Eukaryota, Metazoa, Chordata, Actinopteri, Centrarchiformes, Centrarchidae.
UCCAGUACGCCAGCAGCAGACACUUGCGUGGGGCGCCGAUAGCAGCGCGAUAAAGCAGCAGCACAGAAAAGUAGAGCCAGUCGAUCCAGAUUGUGCAGUCCGACCAGAAGUCUGAUCCUGACGCACCACCGGUGGAUCAGCAGCGAUGGGAGCCUCGCAGACGCGCUCCGAAAACAAGUACCAAGACCUGGCGGAUAAAACUGGAUUUUCCCCGGAGCAGGUUGAAAACCUUCACAAAAGAUUCCAGCAGCUGAGUGGAGAGGAAGACACUAUAAGUAGACAAAACUUGGACAGCAUACCAGCCCUAGCUGACAAUCCAAUCAAAAAACAAAUUGUUGAAGCAUUCUUCGAUAAAAGGAACCAGCAUCAAAAUGAGGUGGGCUCCUUCGAGGAGAUUGGCUUCGAGCAGUUUCUCAUGGUCAUGUCCCACUUCCGCCCUCCAACCUUGAAGACAACGGAGGAGGAGAAGGAAGCUUUGAGAAAAGAGAAGCUUCGCUUCCUUUUCAACAUGCAUGACACGGACAAUGAUGGCACCAUCACUCUGGCGGAGUACAGGAAGGUAGUAGAGGAGCUUCUGUCACAAAGCGGAGCCAUUGAAGACGAAACUGCCAAGGCGAUAGCAGAUGCUGCCAUGUUGGAAGUGGCGAGCACAAAUGUGCCCCACAUGGCCCCGGAUGAGUUCUAUGAGGGAAUUACAUUUGAGCAUUUUGAACAGAUUUUAAAAGGACUUGAAAUGGAGUCCAGGAUGCACAUUCGCUUUUUGGAUGUAAACACCACGACAAUGCGUUGUGGGAAAUUGGCCUCUUGAAGGAGUUCUUCUUUUAUAUAAAUGUUUAUGUUGCUGCUGUUUUUAGCAGAACCUCUCCAGUCCUUUUAAAUGUAAUGGAGCCAAAUGCUUUUGAUACACAUUAAUAUAUUUUUGGAUGGAGGGAAAUAACGAUAUACCUUAUGCCAUACUGUAAUUACAUUUUUAUACAAAUUAUAAAGCUGCUCAUGGUGGAAGUAUCAAAGGAUGUUUAAUUCAGUUUUAAAGCUUUGUGAUCCUAAGAGUAGCAAGUGUUACAUUUCAAAGAGAUUUAUUUCCCAGCUUUUGUCACACUACAAGCAGUCGUAUCAGGUUUCAAACUAACACACCACCUCUCUCUAUACUCCUGCUAUUGUUCAAAUCUUUAUGUAACCAGCUUGUAAUGGGAAAGAUUCUUUGUACUUUCAAAAGGGUCACAUUUCAGAUGAAGUCAGUCAUGCUCAGUGGCUGCUUUGGCAUUCAUGGGUCAUCUGUAAUAAGCUAACAUCCAAAACACUAGACUGCAGGCACGUAGAAUUCCUCUGCAGCCUCAGAAUAGUUCCAGGUUUUAUUUAUCUGUUCCUGAGACUGUGUAACCAGCCACUGCUGUUCUACCAUGAAGAUCUGCUAUUGUUUGACCACUAGUACCCGCUAAGAUGAUUUGUUACAGACUUUGCACUGAAUUGUAUUCAUGAAUAAUAAAAAUAAAAUAAUUAAGACAUUGUGAUAAAA